UUCAUCGUAAUUAAUCAUGAAUGACAGCAAUGCAACCUCAAAGUUUCCUCAACAACACUCCGACUUUGGACUCAAGACCUUGAGCAAACUUCUUCCAGUUGCCAUAGUAAUAGUUCUGGCCAAUGGACUCGUGUUUGUCUUGUUUUACCGAUAUCGUCGACUUCGCACUUCUUCUAACUACGUGCUUCUCAGUUUGGCAAUUUGUGACUUCAGUACUGGCGCUAUCGCUAUUCCAUACUUCAUUGUUUAUAGUUUUGGCAUUUUUCCGCCACAAAUGUAUGAUGGGGUUUACGCCUCGCAUACAUUACUAGCUAUUUCAGGUGCUUAUCACAUACUCUUUAUUACUGGGCUCAAGUACAUGGCAACUGUCAGUCCACUAAAACACCACGUGGUGACCAAGAGCUUGGUUUUGAAAAUUGUGCUCGGCGUUUGGAUCACUUCUACUGUUUUUGCCAUCAUUCCUGUCGUUUUGCAUAUUGCCGAAGCAUCUGCACGUUGGGACGUUAUUCAUACUGCAGUUUUCGUUGUUAUGGUGUUCCUUUUCCCGUACAUAUUUAUGAUUUAUGCAUACAUAGCCAUGUUCAGUGCAAUUACUAAAAGGCAGCGACCAUCGUUGAUUCUGAAUAAAAACUCGCGGGGGCAGAAGAAAAAAAAAAGUGACAGGAAAUGUAUCUUGGUUUUCGUAGCCAUGGCGUCCAUAUUUGCCUGCUGUUGGUUCCCUUAUUUUAUCGUCAUGCUAUACUGA
Pocillopora verrucosa is the source of this 745-nucleotide messenger RNA. RefSeq names its product histamine H2 receptor-like. Gene Ontology annotation, biological process: G protein-coupled receptor signaling pathway. Gene Ontology annotation, molecular function: G protein-coupled receptor activity. Gene Ontology annotation, cellular component: plasma membrane. NCBI's taxonomy places the organism in Eukaryota, Metazoa, Cnidaria, Anthozoa, Scleractinia, Pocilloporidae. The record is from RefSeq and is a predicted model, not a curated record.